AUGAACCUUAUAUUUUACUUCCCAAGAUCAAUCAUGCGCAGUAACAUUUUGGCCACGGUCUACAUUUUAUCUUUAGCAGUAUCCAUUGUCAGUGGCUGCUCCGAGGUCUCUGGAAAUUGGUUCUGUAAUCCCGUGGAUGCUAUCUUGUACAGCAAUGUCGGCGCACCAGGAACUUACAAUCAAGUUACCGAUAUGUCCGCGGAUGGAAUUUGUUCUUCUACACCCAAGUCGUUUUCUGGCCCGCUUUCUCCAUUAGACGAAGAAGUCUCAUUUCACUUUCGGGGGCCUCUUCAGUUGAAGCAGUUCGCAGCAUACACACCGGGCACUACUGCUAGCAAGAAGAAACGUGAGGGAUCAACCGCUAGACGCCGUCGCCAUCUUCAGCAUAUUGAUAAACAUGCUAGGGGGGUCAAUCAGAAGCGUGAUAAAAUUCAUGCUACUAUUGAUGGACAACUUGUCUCAUGGGAUGAUAAUUAUCCCACCCCAGACCUUGAUGCUUUUAAUGGUGGUGCGAAGACGGUUACUGCUACAAUAAAUGGUGAAAUACAAACAUGGAUCAACAAUUGGUUUGGAUCAAGUACCACGACAAUGGCAUCCCAAACUUCUACUACCGUACCUCAAAGUGUAUCUCAAGGCGCAGCUACAAGCGAAGAGGCCCAGGAGACUUCUACCUCGAUCAUACCAUCUACCAGCAUAGCGUUGUCUCAGUCCCAGGCAUCCACACAUGCAUCUGCUUCUCAACCCCAAGCAUCUUCAACUACAUCUGCCUCGGAGUCUCAAGUAUCUGCAAGCACAACCAGCUCAGCCACAGCCACAGCUAUAGCAUCUGGAUCCUAUAGCAGAAUAGGUUAUUAUAAUUCUGCAGAGCAGACUCUUGAUAAUCUAGUAUUUCUUGGAAACUAUGGUGGUCAAGGCUCAGGCGUAUUUGAUGAAGCUUAUGGUGCUUCACUUUCUUUCGUGAAUAGCAGUGGCACGGGCGGUGCAUCAUCACCUCAAGUUCUCGCUGAUGCCACCUUGCCAUCAAAUGAAGAGAUCGUCGUGAUGCUUGACGAAGAAUGCAACAACGAUUGCGGCUAUGUGCGACCUGGAUCCGUUGCUUACCAUGGCUUCAAUGGAGCGAACAAAGUGUUCCUCUUAGAGUUUAGCAUGCCGAUAGAUGGAAGAACUGGAUUCAAUGGCGACAUGCCUUCGGUUUGGAUUCUUAACGCUCAGAUUCCUCGAACAAUUCAAUAUGGGAAUCCAAGUUGUUCAUGUUGGGAGUCUGGUUGCGGUGAGUUUGAUAUUGCAGAAGCACUGAAUAGUGGUUCGACAUUCCUGAAGUCCACACUUCACACGAACAAACCGGGAGGAGAUUCGGACUAUUUUGUUCGGCCGACUUCCAGCACAAUGAAACUUGCCGUCGUAUUCAGUUCUGCCACUUCAAGUAUACAAAUACAGGUUCUUCCGACGAGCUACGAAUUUCCAACAAGUCUGACAACAGACGAAAUUCAAAGCAUCUGUGGCACAAGUAGUGGAGGUCAACUCUCUGAAUUUGCCAUCUCCUAA
This is a messenger RNA of Botrytis fragariae, 1545 nucleotides long. RefSeq names its product putative circularly permuted -beta-glucanase protein. Bases 1 to 1545 code for a protein of 514 amino acids. The record is from RefSeq and is a predicted model, not a curated record. The transcript has 5 exons. Gene Ontology annotation, cellular component: fungal-type cell wall. Lineage: Eukaryota; Fungi; Ascomycota; Leotiomycetes; Helotiales; Sclerotiniaceae.